AUGGCGACUUACUAUGAUGGGUGGGAUUUGGCUGCCCUCAUAACAAGUCAUUCGAAUAAACUGCACUUCGGGGGUUACCACUCACCAUGGAAACACACAGAUUCUGGCGUGCCACGCCGUCGGGGUGUGAUAUAUUGCGAACGUGUCGGCGAGCAACAGUUUCUUGUUCGCAGGGUGUUGGACAUGUUCUCAAAGCGGAAUCCACAUCAGAUCCUUCUCAUGGUAUCGUCCCAUCCGGUAGUAGAGGGUGACUCCCUUCUUCGAUCCGAACUUCUUGCGAUGACCAGUUACAUGAAAUGGAAGACGCGGGUGAUGGAGCGUGAGCAGUCUCUCGUGUGUCCGGUUAUGGUGAUCUCAAUUAUGACACUAUUCAAGGUUCGCAUUCUCCAAGGUCCAUACCACGUCCAUAUUGCCAUUUUCGCGUGA
Molecule: messenger RNA, 426 nt
Organism: Histoplasma mississippiense
Lineage: Eukaryota; Fungi; Ascomycota; Eurotiomycetes; Onygenales; Ajellomycetaceae
Exons: 4
Coding region: 1-426 (141 amino acids)
Source: RefSeq, a predicted model, not a curated record